Molecule: messenger RNA, 1602 nt
Organism: Aegilops tauschii subsp. strangulata
Lineage: Eukaryota; Viridiplantae; Streptophyta; Magnoliopsida; Poales; Poaceae
Source: RefSeq, a predicted model, not a curated record
GCUCUCUCUCCAAUUGGAUUCCCCACCAUACCCACUGAGAGUGAGAGUGAGAGUGAGCUUAGGAGCGGAGCGGAGCGGCGGGCUGGUCAAAGCCCUAGCCUUUUUUCCGGUCAAACCAAAUCGAUCCCCUUUCCCUGCCGUGGAAUUGGCUCCCGGGCGGCGGCGGCGGUGGCGGUGGCCGGCGGGCGAUGAAUCCCGACCUGUCCAGGUGCGCCAGGCACCCGUCGCAGCCGCCCUUCACGGGCUUCUGCUCCGCCUGCCUCCUCGAGCGCCUCUCCGCCGCCGCGCUCCCGGCCACGCCCCCGGCCCCCUCCCCGUCCCCCCUCCCCCCUCCUCCUCCUCCUCGACCGGUGGAGGUGGCGGAGGAAGGCGGGGGCAGGACGACGCUGCUCCGCCUCUUCCAGCUCCACGACCAGCAGGACCGGCCCGCGCCGCACGGGCCCGGGGAGCAAGAUCCCGAGCCCCGGGCCGACCCGCCGCUGCAGCGGAAGCGCUCCCUCCGGCAGUCCUGCGAGUGGAUCGUCUGCUGCGAGCACGGCCACGACCCCGCCUCCUGGCUCCCCUCGCGCCAGUCCUGGGACGCCAACGACUCCGCCUCCGCCUCCGCCUCAACCUCCGCCGCCGCCGCUGCGCCCAGCACCACCGCCCCUGCUUCCGCCUCCGCGCUCGUGCUCCACUCCGGCUCCACCUCCAAGGCCCCGCUCAGGCCGUGGUGGGACCGCACCCGCCGGGCGGCGAACCCGGUGGCGGGCUUCCUCAGCAGAUCCCUCUCGUCCCACUCAUGGCGGGAGACGGACGCGGACGCCGCGGGGAGGUCCCGGGCGCAGGGCGGCGCCGCGGCCCGGGUCAACGGGGGCAGCCACUCCGUGUCGUCGUCCGCCGGCGGCGUCGACUCGGAGGUGUCGCCGGCCGACUCGCUGCACGCGCAUGUACAUAGCGCCGGCCGCCGCGACUCCCUGCUCAGGAGGUUCUACUGGCUCGGCCGCAGCAGCAGCGUCCACUGCCCGUCGCCCCGCCGGAGCCCCGACGCCGGGAUGCUGCGCUUCCACCGCACCCCUUCCACCACCAGGAGCAAGACCCAAGGCAGGAGGCGUCUCAACCUCUUUACUGCUCGCAGUCACAGACAUCAGCAGCAACAACAUUAGCUGUUUCAUGACAGAGAAAUGUUUCUCCUGCUGCAAGCACAACCACAAUGUGUCCUGGUGUAAAGUCCCUCUUCAAUCAAGUUAACCAAAUGCUGCUCUUCCAUGUUGUCGCGACGAUGUUUCAGGUUCACUAGCCUGCCUAGGUAAUUGGUUGCAGUGCAUAUGAGCAAGAUCACAGUGCGUCGAUAGCCCUCCACAAUCAAUUCAGAAUUUGUUGUCUUCGUUGUGGUUUGCCGAUAUUUCGCUGCUGGCGACAGUAAUGAGGCUACCAUAAUGGACAACAUCGCAACGGACGGUGCCUGGGAGUGGAAGAUGCACACCGAAAUGUCCCCGCGUCGGUAACUUGUAGGUGUUAAUAAUUCGUCCCAUUCUUUGUACUAUGUAUGUUAUACAAUAAACUGCUGGAUUCAGAAACUGAAAUAGAAGCUGAUAAUAGCUGACCCUGUUCGUUCGUUCA